UUGAAGUGGAACAAGUUGUAUUUUUAUUAUUAUUGGGCAGUUGAGAUAAUUUUCGUGUGUGAAAUUAUUUUGUAAACUUAUUAGAUUUUCUUAUAGGCACCUUACAGCAAUAUGUGUCCGAAAGAAAAGCCGAAUCUGCUGCCCGAUUGCCAAAUUGCUAAUCGUGUGUUCAUGUACUCAUUGCUUCAUUCGAUGGCUACUGAGGAUCGAUGUCCGUACGAGGUGGAGGCGGACUUGCGCGAUCGCUACGAAGUUUUCCGUCAGGUGCUGCCCAAUUAUCCGGCACCACUGCAUUCCGACACCGAAUCACGGUUCUUCUACGACAUCAUUGAGGAUGACUUUGAUGAACUGGCCCUCUCAAACGUCCCCAGCAGCAGCUCCAUGCAGUGUAAUGCGCCCAGCAGUGGGGGUCAGAGUUUGUUGGGCUGGAGUGGAAGCAGCGACGGCAGCGAUUGCUGCAGCGAUGGCGGUGAUAACGAUGACUAUGAUGAUAGUGAUGUUGAACAAUGCCCCUCCGGCUAUUGUGAGUGCUAUCAGCAGGCCGUGAGGAAUGCGCUGGCAGAGCUGCGUAACAGAACAACCGUUAGUACUGAGGUGGAGAGUGAGGAGGAGCUUGACCCUGAGGCCCUGCUCUCUGGCAUUGAGGAAGGGACGGGACGCGAGCCAGAUCCAAAUUAAAACAGUUAUAAAUUUUUCUCGUAUUUCUUUGGUUCUAUUGUGACGUUUAUCAAUAUUCCUGCUCCUGUGUGUGUGUGUGAGUUCAUCUAUACAUACAUGUAUGUAUGCUUGUUGUUUAUUCUAAAUUAUUAAAUUAUUUUCCACUGGGUCAUGUAAAUGCCGUUAAACGCACGCAAAAAAAAGUAACGAUGAAAGUAAAAUUGGCCAUUAUAUAAAAAUGCCCAAACGGCCCACAUAAAAUUACAAAAUGAUUUUGUGAACUCACUUAUGUACAUACAUACAUAUGUAGAGGUAUAAGUACGUAAAACAAAAAAAUGUAUAAAUCGUUUUAAUGUGCGUUUGUCGCGCUUGUUUUCCUGCUUAAAAAAGUGGAACCACUGGCUUGGCUUUAGUCGGCCACUCGAGCAUUUGGACAGUGAAAUGCACGGCGCUUAUCAAAUAAAAAUGAUCUCAUUUAAACAUUUUAUUAUUACCACAAAACAAGAGAAAAAAACAAUUGCAUAUGAAAAAUAAAUGCCGCAUAGAAAGCUUCA
Molecule: messenger RNA, 1211 nt
Organism: Scaptodrosophila lebanonensis
Lineage: Eukaryota; Metazoa; Arthropoda; Insecta; Diptera; Drosophilidae
Exons: 2
Coding region: 112-678 (188 amino acids)
Source: RefSeq, a predicted model, not a curated record